Puma concolor (puma) is the source of this 1677-nucleotide messenger RNA. It is a transcript of the gene DPP7, whose product is annotated as dipeptidyl peptidase 7. Gene Ontology annotation, molecular function: serine-type exopeptidase activity; dipeptidyl-peptidase activity. NCBI's taxonomy places the organism in Eukaryota, Metazoa, Chordata, Mammalia, Carnivora, Felidae. Gene Ontology annotation, biological process: proteolysis. The record is from RefSeq and is a predicted model, not a curated record. Gene Ontology annotation, cellular component: vesicle.
CGGAGAUGGGGACCCGGCUCCAGCCGGCCCUCCCCUGGGCCCUGACCCUGCUGCUGGCGCUGGGGCUGUGCAGCCCGGAGGCUGGGGCCCACAGAGUCCCCCAGUGUGACUUCCAGGAGGGCUACUUUGAGCAGCUUCUGGACCACUUCAACUUCGAGAGGUUCGGCAACAAGACCUUCCUCCAGCGGUUCCUGGUGUCAGAGAAGUUCUGGAGAAGGGGCGAGGGGCCCAUAUUCUUCUACACGGGCAAUGAGGGCAGCGUGUGGUCCUUCGCCAACAACUCGGGCUUCAUCCUGGAGCUGGCGGCACAGCAGGGGGCCCUGGUCGUCUUCGCGGAGCACCGGUACUACGGGAAGUCGCUCCCUUUCGGAGAGCGGUCCACACAGCGCGGGCACACGGAGUUGCUGACCGUGGAACAGGCCCUGGCCGACUUCGCGAGGCUGCUCAGCGCGCUGCGGCGGGACCUCGGGGCCCAGGACACCCCCGCCAUCGUGUUCGGUGGCAGCUACGGGGGGAUGCUCAGCGCCUACAUGAGGAUCAAGUACCCGCACCUCGUGGCUGGGGCGCUGGCAGCCAGUGCACCCGUUGUGGCUGUGGCCGGCCUCGGUGACUCCUACCAGUUCUUCCGGGAUGUCUCGGCGGACUUUGAAGGCCAGAGUCCCAAGUGUGCCCAGGGCGUGCGGGACGCGUUCCGGCAGAUCAAGGACUUGUUCGUACAGGGAGCUUAUGACACGGUCGGCCAGGAGUUCGGCACCUGCCAGCCCCUCUCCAGCCAGAAGGACCUGACCCAGCUCUUCGGGUUUGCCCGCAACGCCUUCACGGUGCUGGCCAUGAUGGACUACCCGUACCCCACCGACUUCAUAGGGCACCUUCCUGCCAACCCGGUCAAGGUUGGCUGUGACCGGCUCCUGAGCGAGACCCGGAGGAUCAAGGGGCUCCGAGCGCUGGCUGGGCUGGUGUACAACUCCUCGGGCACGGAGCCCUGCUAUGACAUCUACCGACAGUACCAGGCCUGCGCGGACCCCACAGGCUGCGGCUCAGGCCCUGAUGCCAAGGCCUGGGAUUACCAGGCCUGCACCGAGAUCAACCUGACCUUUUCCAGCAACAACGUGACCGACCUCUUCCCCGACCUGCCGUUCACGGAGGGCCUCCGCCAGCAGUACUGCCUGGACACGUGGGGCGUGUGGCCCCGGAGGGACUGGCUGCGGAUCAGCUUCGGGGCGGGAGACCUCAAAGCUGCCAGCAACAUCAUCUUCUCCAACGGUGACCUGGACCCCUGGGCAGGGGGCGGGAUACAGAGAAACCUCAGCACCUCCGUCCUCGCUGUCACCAUCCGGGGGGGAGCCCACCACCUAGACCUCAGAGCGUCUCACCCACGAGACCCCACGUCUGUCCGGGAGGCUCGCAGGCUCGAGGCCAGGCUCAUCGGCGAGUGGGUGGCCGCAGCCAGAAGAGAACAGCGGCUGCAGCUGGCCCAGCGUGGGGGACUCGGGGGGGCUGAGGAGCACUCCCCGACUCGGGACCAGACAGGCCCGCUGGGGAGCAGCUCAGGGCGCUGGGGGUGAGGGGCUAAGGCCAAGGGAGGGGCCAAAGAAGCAUCUGGUGGCCUGGCUGUGCACAGCACAGCGCAAAGCAUGGUGUCUGUGGUCCUCAUGGGGUGACAGAUCGGGCACACUG